This is a messenger RNA of Eucalyptus grandis, 1710 nucleotides long. Its product is annotated as beta-1,2-xylosyltransferase XYXT1. The transcript has 3 exons. The coding region runs from base 224 to 1621 and encodes 465 amino acids. Gene Ontology annotation, molecular function: glycosyltransferase activity. The record is from RefSeq and is a predicted model, not a curated record. NCBI's taxonomy places the organism in Eukaryota, Viridiplantae, Streptophyta, Magnoliopsida, Myrtales, Myrtaceae.
CUCAAGGUAGUACCUCGGGGAGCAAUAAUACAAGGACUAAAUGAACUUUAUGAGAGUUGAAACUCUUGCCUCAUCCUCCAAUGUGGAAGCCAUUCUAUAUAAGCGAGUCCUCUGAGGUUGCAGAUCUUCUUUAAUCUGCAGAUACAAAAGGCAACAAAACACGUCAUUCAUUCUUUGUCUUGCACUCUUCUUUGAGGGUGCUCAGGAGGGCAACAGAGUGAAGAUGAUGUAUGACACGAUACUCUCCAGGAGCUUUAGCAGAAGUGACCAGAAAAAGUUGGGUUAUGGAGCAAUCUUUUUUUGCUUACUCAUUUUGGCCAGCAUUUUCACUGCUCUCAAGUCUCACCUGGGGGCUCUACCAGCUCUGACUUUGAGGUUGACAACUGUUGAUGAUCAUAAGAUGCUUUUGAUUGAAGAGAAAAGUGCAUCUCAGGAGCAAGAAGUUAUUACAGUCCAGAAAAAUUUCACGAGGGAGAUGGAGCCUCUUUGCAACGUCAUGGAUCCAAGGUCAGAUUACUGUUCGAUCACCGGGGAUGUUAGAGUUCAAGGAAGCUCCUCCACUGUUUUCGUUGCGCCCUCCGAAAUACUCACCGGCAAUGACUCGUGGACCAUAAGGCCUUAUGCACGAAAAGGCGACGAAACGGCAAUGGGUCCAAUCAGGAAAUGGUCGAUCUUACCGUCGGCCGUGGCCCGUCAACCUAUCCCCAUUUGCACCGAACACCACAGCGUUCCGGGAGUCAUUUUCUCAACAGGAGGAUAUGCAGGGAACAAUUUUCAUGCAUUCACCGACAUCAUCAUUCCGCUCUUUACGACUACUCGGCAUUUUGGAGGAGAAGUCAAGCUCCUAGUAACAAAUAAAAAUCCUCGGUGGCUUCAGAAGUUCCGCGCCAUACUAGAAAAUCUGUCGAAGUAUGAAAUUAUCGACAUUGACAGUGCAGGGGAGAACAUCCAUUGCUUCCCAAGAGUGAUUGUGGGGCUAAAGCAUCACAAGGAGAUGACAAUUGAUCCUUCGAGAUCUCCCCACUCCAUAAGCGACUUCAGGGCCUUCCUCAGGAGCGCCUACUCGCUAAAGAAGGAGAACGCAAUCAAAUUACAGGACGGCAAGCUCAAAAGACGGCCUCGCCUCUUGAUCGUGUCGAGAAAGCGGUCACGCUCCUUCACCAACCUUGCCGAAAUCACGAGCAUGGCUGAGACGUUGGGGUACGAAGUGGUUGCUUCCGAGUUGGACUCCAACAUGUCGAGAACCCCAGUGAUCAUGAAUUCCUGCGACGUGAUGAUGGGAGUUCACGGAGCUGGCCUAACGAACCUGGUUUUCCUCCCAGAAAACGCGGUCCUCAUUCAGAUACUCCCUAUUGGAAAAUUCGAAUGGCAUGCCAAGGAUUGCUUUGGUGAUCCUGCAAGGCAUAUGAACAUCAAGUAUUUGGAGUACAACAUAAAGGAGAAGGAGAGCAGUCUCAUACAGGAGUUCCCACUUGACCAUGUGGUUUUCAAGGACCCAGUCGCAUAUCAUAAGCAUAAUUGGAAUUUGUUCAAGUCAAGGUACUUGGAAAAGCAGAAUGUAGAGCUUGAUGUGAAUAGGUUCAGACAGACAUUGGUUAAAGCCAUGGAGCUUUUGCAUUGAGUGAACAUAUUUUUUAUUGUCCAUUAAUAGAAGAGGUUGCUUCUUUUUCUUGUUAGGCGCAAGAAGAAGACGUUAGUGUUCAUAAUUUU